Letharia columbiana is the source of this 1104-nucleotide messenger RNA. RefSeq lists its product as uncharacterized. The transcript has 2 exons. Lineage: Eukaryota; Fungi; Ascomycota; Lecanoromycetes; Lecanorales; Parmeliaceae. The coding region runs from base 1 to 1104 and encodes 367 amino acids. Gene Ontology annotation, molecular function: anthranilate phosphoribosyltransferase activity. Gene Ontology annotation, cellular component: cytosol. The record is from RefSeq and is a predicted model, not a curated record. Gene Ontology annotation, biological process: L-tryptophan biosynthetic process.
AUGUCUUCCACAGGACACCCAUCCUCCCAAUACACUCCUAUCACGUCCCUCCUCAAGAGUCUGCGAAAUACGCAGACACCUACCAGCGCAGAUGACAUUGCCGAGGCCUUCUCCCUAAUCUUCGAAGAUCGACUCUCACCAGCUCAAGCCGCAACAUUCCUGACACUUCUAUCACUGACAUCACGAGACAAGGAUGCCGAUGUUCUCGCAGCAUGUGCCGAUCGCAUGCGCAAAGCCGCCUUUCAUGUGGAUUUACCAGCUCUGAAGAGCAUUGUGGAGACCCGAGGAGUCACAGAAGGAACAUAUCAUGGCGGGCUGUGUGAUAUUGUCGGUACAGGUGGCUCCUCGCUCCAGACAUAUAAUAUCAGCACUACCGCCUCACUCAUUGCCUCUUCUCUACUUUUGAUGUCCAAACAUGGCAAUCGAGCCCAGACCUCUGUCUCUGGCGCAGCAGACAUCCUAUCCUCCAUACUACCAACCCCGCCAAGCCUGACAGCCUCCAACGCCCAGAACAUCCCGCAGAUCUAUGAAAAGUCUUCCUACGCUUUCCUCUUCGCCCCCAACUUCCACCCUGGUAUGCGCUAUGCGGGUCCAUUACGCAAGGAGAUGGGUAUACGCACGAUUUUCAACCUACUCGGCCCGCUGGCCCACCCAAUAGAGGAAUUGGUCGAAGCCCGCUUGAUAGGCGUUACGGAAGGAGCGCUCGGUCCUGUAUUCGCAGAAGCAUUGCGUAUAUCGGGAUUGAAAAAGGCCAAGGGUAUGCGGAAAGCGAUGGUUGUGUCUGGGCGGGAAGGACUGGAUGAAAUCUCUUGCGCAGGGAUGACUGAUUGUUGGAAGGUCAAUGAGCCAUUGGAGUGCUCGGAACAGGCAGAGGUCGAGAUCGAGCACUUCCAAUUAGAGCCGACUGACUUCGGGUUCCCAACUCAUCCUCUGAGUGCAAUCCGAGGGGGAGACGCGCCGAAAGACAAUGCAGACAUAUUGAUGCGGCUACUUGAAGGAAAGCUCGAACACGAAGAUCCAAUAAUGCAAGUCGUCUUAAUGAAUACGGCGGCAAUGCUAGUAGUAAGUGGCAUCUGCGAGGGGGGAGACCAGCCACAUGGGUGA